Molecule: messenger RNA, 2168 nt
Organism: Gymnodraco acuticeps
Lineage: Eukaryota; Metazoa; Chordata; Actinopteri; Perciformes; Bathydraconidae
Gene: trim54
Product: tripartite motif containing 54
Exons: 7
Molecular function (GO): zinc ion binding
Source: RefSeq, a predicted model, not a curated record
AAAAACACCCCUAAAAUCUCAACUAUCCCCUUAAAAUUCACCUCCCCUUCUUGUUACUCUCUUGGAUUUGACGCCCUGGUUCCUGGAGGGGAUGAACUUCGCCCUCAGACCCCCAUCAGAAGGCAGAUCUGGACCUGGUUCUGGACCUGGUUCUGGACGUGGAACCAUCAUGGAGAACCUGGAGAAGCAGCUGAUCUGCCCCGUGUGUCUGGAGAUGUUCUCCAAACCCGUGGUCAUCCUGCCCUGCCAGCACAACCUCUGCAGGAAGUGUGCCAACGACAUGUUCCAGUCGUCUAACCCCCUCUGGCAGUCCCGCUCUUCAUCCUCCUCCUCCUCUUCCUCCUCCAUCGGCUCUCGGUUCCGCUGCCCGUCCUGCAGACAGGAGGUUCUGCUGGACCGGCACGGGGUGUACGGUCUGCAGAGGAACCUGCUGGUGGAGAACAUCCUGGACCUGUACAGACAGCAGGAGGCCAGCAGGCCUGUCCCCAUGAAGCCUGAGCAGCAGCUCGUGUGUGAGGAUCACGAAGAGGAGAGGAUCAACAUCUACUGUCUCUCCUGUGAGACGCCCACCUGCUCCAUGUGCAAAGUGUUCGGGAAACACAAAGCGUGCGACGUGGCUCCGCUCAGCAGCGUCUACCUGAGGCAGAAGGUAGGCUUUUACCACGACUGCAUGUUUCAAAAGAUUCAAAGCUGCAGAGUAGAAAUGGCCAUGACAUUCUUCUGACCUGAGCUCCUCCAACAAUGCAACAUAUAUAAAUACAAAGUAGUGCAAAAAAACGGUCAGCGUCAGAGGGAACGUCUGGAGGAGCGAUUCGAGGCUCUGGUGAACAUCCUGGACGAGAGGAAGCAGGAUCUGGUGGGUCUGAUCUCCAAACAUCACGACGACACACUGAGGCGCGUCCGCUCUCUGAUUGGUCGACACAGCGAGCAGCUGGAGGCCGCCGUCGCUCUGCUGGAGGCCGCCAUCCAAUCAAUGGAGGAGCCACACAUGCCUCUGUUCAUACAGAGCGCUGAAGUCAUUCUAGAAAAGAUGGCGGUGACAGCCUCUCACUUGGAGCGUCCUGAGGUCCGGUUUGAGAGUGUGAGUCACUUUGUUCUCGAUACAGACGACCUCGCUGACCUGCUGAGGAACAUCCACUUCUCCUCCGGUGUAGGAGAUGAUGGAGAAGAAGAUCAUGAAGAAAGAGAAGAGUGAAAACCUCUGCUGGAGAUUUUCAGAACAUUUGUUUAAAUAUGAUUUAAUAUUCUGUGAGGGAAUAUCAGGAGCGAAGCACACGGUGUGAAUCUCCCUGUUGACCUGUUUUGAUGAAUUAUUAUGGAAUGUAUUUCACGGGGCCUUCAUGGUGUUUGAUUUACGUUGAGAAAAUGUCUGACUCCUCACAUCUGUCACCAGCGUAGGGAGGAGGUAACUGUUGAAUAUGUUAUACAUAGUUGUAUGUGUAGUAACAAACACACAUUACACUACAUAACCUUAUCUAUAAGUUUAAGGUAAAACCUAUCAAAGGUGUCAUACAUAAUAAUCUAAUAAAAGUAAAUGUAACCACUACUACAGUGCAACAAAACAGGAAGAUUAAAUGUGGACUCUUAAACGUAAGAUCUCUGGCUCAGCGGUUCCUAACCUUUUUCAACUCAGGACCCGCUUAAGAAUCAAAAAUGUUUUCGCAGCCCACAUUCAACCAUAAACAAUACUGAGGCUGAAUAAAGUUCUGAUUGGUCGAUUCAGAACAUGUGACACAUUGUAAAUCCAGAAGAACAGACCAUUGUCAAGGACUGUGAUGACCGUUGCUAAGGACUGUGAUGACCGUUGCUAAGGACUGUGAUGACCGUUGCUAAGGACUGUAAUGACCGUUGCUAAGGAGGAUCAAGAAAGAGAAAGGAAAAGAGGUUCAAAUUUAAAAAAAAAUCUUUAUAAUGAAAAUGUUUCCACACAAAUCAUAAUGUUUUACAUUUACACCCUUUAAUAUUUUAUGUGGCCUUUUAGAUGAAGACCACACAGUUAAUAAAUACAACUCUUCUUCUGGCUAAAAUACAUAUUUUUAAAAGUCAAUCAAGGAGUAAUCUUAAUUUAAGGUGUUUGAAAGAGUAGAUUAAGAUUUUUAUUGCCACAAAAAAUGUAAGGGUCAUCACACCAUGAAAUGGGAAAGAAUGAGCUCUAACGAAGAGUGGGA